Tupaia belangeri chinensis (Chinese tree shrew) is the source of this 2876-nucleotide messenger RNA. RefSeq names its product MGAT4 family member C (gene MGAT4C). Gene Ontology annotation, molecular function: acetylglucosaminyltransferase activity. The coding region runs from base 726 to 2162 and encodes 478 amino acids. The record is from RefSeq and is a predicted model, not a curated record. Gene Ontology annotation, biological process: protein N-linked glycosylation. The transcript is spliced from 8 exons. NCBI's taxonomy places the organism in Eukaryota, Metazoa, Chordata, Mammalia, Scandentia, Tupaiidae.
UUGCAUAUUCUGUAUAAUUUUAACUGCACAAAGCUUGAGGACCCUUGGCAGAGAAAGUUCCGGCUCGAAAGGACCUCCCCCUUGAGCUUGCUGGGCUCCUUCCCCAACGCGCCAGGUUACCCUGUGGGCUUACUACUUGGCUAACAGAGAUCAUUUGCAAGCAGAUUUCUUGGUCUUAGCCUGGUGGCACACCACAGCCCGAUUGUUACGUUUCCUCUCCUACUGGCCCCGGGCUGAAAGUCCCUAGGCUGAGAAAUACAUCCUGAGACUUCUAGACAGCCGAACUUCCAACUUCCGGUUUAUGAAUAGACUAUCCAACACCAGCUUCUUGCUUCUGGUUUAAGAGCUAAUACUUAAGAAACAAAAUGAUAAAGGAUGAACAGAUUGUAGAGGAUGAUGGGCUUGUGUCUGCCAUGUUCAAUAUAGUAUUUUUCUCUGGAUUAUAGGCCCUCCUUCUACACUGAGGCCCUGAAUGACUGAUCUGAUACAGGACGCAUGUGCCACACCACCCGGCUUUUAAGGUGGUACAGGAGUUAAAACUGGCUCUCCCAUGUGAUUCAGCCUGCCAAGUGGAAGCAUCUUCUAGUGCAUGGUGAAGAGACAGCUCCUUAGGGAUUUUCCAGAGGCUCUCUGACUGUCAUGUGAAACACCAGCUCAGGAGUUGACAUCACCAAUAGACCCCCAUCAAUCAGCCAGAAGUGAAGAUAAAGUCUUCAAAGGAGAGGAUGAUUAAAAUUCAUCAAAUCAAAUAUAUUUUUGAGAUACUGGAUAAAAUGAGAUGCCUGCGAAAGCGUUCUACAGUGUCAUUCUUGGGAGUUCUUGUCAUUUUCCUUCUAUUUAUGAACUUGUACAUUGAAGAUAGCUAUGUUCUGGAAGGAGACAAGCAAUUUAUGAGGGAAACAUCCACACAUCAACUGAAUUCUGAACGCAAUGUUCAUACCUUCAAAGAUUUAUCUAAUUUCUCAGGAGCCAUAAAUGUCACCUACCGCUACCUAGCUGCUACACCUUUACAAAGAAAGAGGUAUCUUACAAUUGGACUUUCAUCAGUGAAACGAAAAAAAGGCAACUAUUUGCUUGAGACAAUCAAAUCAAUUUUUGAACAAUCCAGCUAUGAAGAGCUGAAGGAAAUCUCAGUGGUGGUUCAUCUAGCUGACUUUAAUUCCUCAUGGCGUGAUGUCAUGGUCCAGGAUAUUACACAGAAGUUUGCUCACCAUAUUAUUGCAGGAAGACUAAUGGUUAUACACGCUCCAGAGGAAUAUUACCCAAUCCUGGAUGGCCUUAAAAGAAAUUACAAUGAUCCAGAAGAUAGAGUCAAAUUUCGCUCCAAGCAAAAUGUAGAUUAUGCUUUCUUGCUUAAUUUUUGUGCUAAUACUUCAGACUAUUAUGUAAUGCUUGAAGAUGAUGUCCGAUGUUCAAAAAAUUUCUUAACUGCCAUAAAGAAAGUCAUUACAUCGCUGGAAGGCACUUACUGGGUAACUCUUGAGUUCUCUAAGCUUGGCUACAUCGGUAAACUCUAUCAUUCUCAUGACCUUCCCCGUUUGGCACAUUUUUUAUUAAUGUUUUAUCAAGAAAUGCCUUGUGAUUGGCUAUUGACUCAUUUCCGGGGUCUGCUGGCUCAGAAAAAUGUGAUUCGUUUUAAACCAUCUCUUUUUCAGCACAUGGGUUAUUAUUCCUCAUACAAAGGGACUGAGAAUAAGCUGAAGGACGAUGAUUUUGAAGAGGAGUCAUUUGACAUUCCUGAUAACCCCCCUGCAACUCUAUAUACCAACAUGAAUGUAUUUGAAAAUUAUGAAGCAAGCAAGGCUUACAGUAGUGUUGAUGAGUACUUUUGGGGGAAGCCACCUUCAACAGGAGAUAUCUUUCUGAUUUCAUUUGAAAAUCCAAUUGUGAUCCAAAAAAUUAAAGUGAAUACUGGAACAGAAGACCGGCAAAAUGACAUUUUGCAUCAUGGAGUACUAGAUGUUGGGGAAAAAGUUAUAUCUAAAAAAAUAAGUAGACAGUGUGCUACGUACUCAAGACUAGGGGAAUUCAAAAAUGGAAACUUUGAAAUAUCAGGUGUGAAUCAAAUAAUUCCAUUUAAUAUACAAUGUAUAAGAAUUUGUGUUACCAAAACACAAAAGGAAUGGCUGAUUAUUAGGAGUAUUAGCAUUUGGACUUCUUAGCUGACCAAACCAAUAUGUUCAAUUACUGAAGUAGGUCUUCCUGAUUUCCUUUUUGUCACCUUCCUCUUUUGCUACCUUUGUCUACUGGAAGGAAAACAAUAUGGAUAAGAUAUGUUAAAGGAAAAUUAAUCAUUCUGACAGUUUUGUAUUGUGCAUUGUCAACCUAUUAAUUUUACUCUGAUACCCCCUUGUAUUUAUUUUAACUUCUGAAGCUAAAUAUCAGACCAUGGUUAAAGCUACUUUAGCUUAUACUUUUUAAUGUUCUUAGUUUCAAACCUAAACUGGAUUGUCUGGAAGAUAAUAUGAAAGAGUUAAAAUGAAAAAUCUUAGUAAGUUGGAUGGUGAAUCUUGAAAAACAGUUACCAACUAUAUACACCGCCUCAAGGAUGAUAAAUCAUUAUAUCAUCAGAUAACUUUUAGUAAGCAUCUGUGUGAAGAUGCCGUUGGUUAGAAUGAAAGUCUGGUUUGUUCCCCUCAUAAACUUCGGUUUCCAUUUACUUAUGUACAUCUACAGUGAUACCUCCUCAUAGAAGUGGUGUCUUUACAACAGAAAGUUUCGUGCAGAUGGGGCUAUGGAAUAAGGAAAAAGAAAAAAAAGACUUAAAAAAUAUCUCUCCCCUGAUUGUUUAUAUGACAGGGGACAUUGUUUGUUGUUUUAAAACAUUUAAUUGAGCACCUGUUGUUAAUAAAUUUUCUGUGGGAAUCUCUCUUUUU